This is a messenger RNA of Thecamonas trahens ATCC 50062, 1446 nucleotides long. RefSeq lists its product as uncharacterized. The transcript has a single exon. The record is from RefSeq and is a predicted model, not a curated record. NCBI's taxonomy places the organism in Eukaryota, Apusomonadida, Apusomonadidae. The coding region runs from base 1 to 1446 and encodes 481 amino acids.
AUGAAUCCGGCUGCAUCGACUCGGGCCAUUGCCCUCAGCCACGUCCUGCACUCGGGCUCGUACUUGGAGGCGGCCUCCCGCCUCGCCGACCCGCGCCACGACCACGACGCCGUUGUCCGCGCUGCCGCCGCUCGCUCGCGCGCCCCGCCGCCGCCGCGUCCCCGCGCUGCCCGCCCCGGCGCCCACGUCCAUGGCAUGGAGCCGGCACUGGCCUUUGUGCCUGCCGCCGAUGGAUCGCGCGAGGCGGUGCUCGCGCUGCCCGAGGCCGGCGAGGCGGUGCUGGCGCGGAUGGCGGCGCGCGAGGAGGCGGCCGAGGCGGCUGCGACGGCGACGCUCGGUCCGAGCACGCUCGGUGCCGCGCACACCGAGCAGCGGGCGGCAGUCCACACCCUCGUUCCGCCGUUUGCCUUUUCGUCCGACGCCGGAUCGCCGGCCCGCCGCGCUGAAGUCGCGCUGCGCAAAGCUCAGCACUGGCACUCGCUCGGGCAGAUGCGGGCGUCAUUGGCGUCGGCUAUGGCGCCAGCCGCCUCCGACUCGGCCUCUCACGCCAUGAGCGUCACCACCGCCGCCUCGGUCCGGGCCGUUGUCGACGCCAUGACAGAGGCCUCACUGUCGCCGUCAAAGCGGCGCCGCAGCUCGCCACGCCGCUCCGCCGCCGCAGGCGUGGAGACCGACUCGGACGAGUCGGACGAGGGCGACUGGCGCGAGGCCGAAGGCGACGCAGUCAUGAUGUCACAGGCAGAGCGCUUGCCACAGCGCGAUGUAUGGGGCGCUGCCUCACUGGUUCUCGAGCGCGACACCGAGCUCGAGCACGCGCUCAACUCGCCACCGGAGAAGCUUGCUCUUCCGAGCGCGGCGCCAGUGGCAGCUGCCGCUCGUAAGCGAGUCCCAUUUAACUACCGCAUUGCAGAGCCAAUGGACAAUGCCGGCAACGUCUUGCCGCAGCCAUCAGCCCUGCUCGACAAGCUCAAGGCUCACCAGCGGUCCAACUCGCGGUCGGCGGCCACGCGGCGGAUGCGGACGCUCGAGGUCCGCCUGCACCCUCGCGCCAGCGAUGCAGUCCACAACGCACUCAACGCUCACCUUGCGGAGGCCGCAGCGCUACAUGCACAGCUGCAAGCCGGCGCUGGCCUUGCCGAUGGCACCACUGUCGACGUCGAUCCCGAGCUCGUUGCUGCGCUCUCGGCCACGCCGGCACUCUCUUCUCAUCCCGUCGCCGGCGCGGACACUGAUGAAAACUCGAAGUUGGCCCAGAGCAACACACAUUUUGCGCCACUCAACCCGUACUUUGCCGGCGCGCUUGGCGAGCUCUCGAUUCCAGAUGCGGCGCGACGCGCUGUCUCCAACCGGCUCGGCCGCCUUGUCCGCGAGCGCGCCGCACCCAAGCACCACGCCCCCAUCUCGGGUCUACAGGGCUUACUGGCCAACGCUCGCCUCCGGGUGUAA